Owenia fusiformis is the source of this 3972-nucleotide messenger RNA. The record is from the annotation of a GenBank genome assembly. NCBI's taxonomy places the organism in Eukaryota, Metazoa, Annelida, Polychaeta, Sabellida, Oweniidae.
AUGACGUCAUUUCAACGUGAUCUUAAGAGACUUCCGGUUGCAAAAAUGGCUACUGAAAUAUCUGAUAAGUUUUCAUAUUUAGGGCCACAAGACGAUAAUGUGAUAAACUUUGGAGGGCAUGUGUCCAGCAGCAGUGAGGCAGAAACAGCAUUAUCCAUUCCAACCCCGUCAUCUUCCCAACGAUCUCAUAAAGACAAGAAAAAACACAAAUCUCAUAAAGAACACAAGCAUAAGAAGCAUAAACAUAGCGAGCGUAAGAAAUCCGAAAAUGCUGAAUCAAAUGAGAUUAAAAGAAGUGAGCGCAAAAGGCGUCAUGAGAAACGCUCAAGUUCUAGCUCAAAACACAAAAGUGAUAGCCAUAAGAAACAUAAAAAGCACAAGCAUAAACAUAAAGGCCACAAGAGUCGUACAAAGGAUCAAGUGAAUGCCAAUGGAGGAUCAGAUGAACAGGACAUUGUGAAUGUUGAAGAUGAAGCAGAAGGUACUCCUAAUUCAACUAAACGUAGAAAAUUAGAUGAGUCUGAUAUGGCUGCUCUCGAGACAGCCAAGGCAAUACUUAAGGCCCAGCUUGAAGGCAAACAAGUCCAAGGAGACGCUGAAGUCAUCAAUGCAAUGUCUAUCAUAGCUCAAGGGUACAAAAGUGAGUCUGAAGAAGAAGGAGAAAUUGAACACGAUAGCUUACGUGAUAAAUUCUUGGAGGAAGGGAUCAACAGUUUUGCUACUAAACGGAAAGAGGACUCAAAAUCGCAAUCGGAGGGUGAGAUAGUUGAUAUCAGUGAAGACAUUGAAAUCAUUGAUUUCAAACAAGGGACUAAAAAACCAGAUGAAGAUAUUUGUAUUGUUGAUUCCCCAAUGAGAGGGUCUUCAUUAUAUUAUGAUAAGGCUAAAUCAAGAUCACCAAAUCGCAGCUCAUCUAAGCAAAAGCGAAGCAGUAGAAGUCCACAAAGAAGGCGAAGUCAUUCUCCUAGGAGAGACAGACAUUCAGACAAUCGUUCUAGAAAUAAGGAAAAUAGAUCACCAAUUAGAAGAUCAGGUAUUUCUAGAUCACCAAGUAAACUUAGAGGUAGAAGUCGAAGUCCAAGAUCAAGGAUUUCUAGAUCUCCACGACCAGACCGCCUAAGUAGACGUUCUCCAUCUCCAAGACGGAGGGAUGAUAAAAGACCUGAAGAAAACAGACGUGAUGAGCGGGAUCGUCGUCCAGAUUUUGAUUGGCGUCGUGAUGAUCGUUCAAGAAGUUUACAGGAUCGUUCUCGCGAUGAUAGACGACAUGACUUUGAUCGUCGUAGAGAUGAUAGAUCCAGACGUGAUAGGUCACCCAGGAGAGAUCGACGGAGAAGUCGAUCGAGGGAUAGAAAUAGGAAACCUGAAGACAUAUUCAAAGGGAGCCUUUCAGAAGGCCUCAAACUGCAUGAAUCAGAUUCAGAUGACAACCUAGAGGAUAUAGAGUUGCCACUUGACGAAGAGGAUGAAGAGGCCUUGAUUGAACAACGUAGGAAGCAGAGGGAAGAACUAUUAAUGAAAUUAGCUCCCAAGGAACCUACGCCUCCUUCCACUCCUCCACCAGUUGAUCCUGGACUCGACAUUUUCGAUAAGUCUGAAGAUGCUGACAAAGCCACAGACAAUGUGAAAGAAAAUCAGGAGCAGGAUACAAGUGAACAGGAGCAAGAAUAUGACAAUGAGGAUAACCUAAAAGAACCUGAGAUCCCAGAAACAGAAAAAGAAGAGGAAGAGCCAGAAAUGGAUGAAUCAAGUGAAGAUUCAAGUGAUUCAUCAGAAGAUUCGGCAAGUGACUCGAGCAACAGUUCUGAUGACUCAGAUGAUAGUGAAGAAGAAUCAGACUCAGAUAGCGAUAACGAGUUAACAAAACUAGCCAAGAGAUCUGAUAAAAAGAUCAGCAAAGUGGAGCAAAAAGCUUACAACGAUGAAGACUUAAUUAAUUAUGCUAAAGCAUUAUAUAAAGAUGAUAAACAAGGAAAGUAUGAGGAUGAGAUAACAAGAGAUAAGAGAAGUUCAUCUAGAGACAAAUAUAGUAGAGAGAAAUCUGAAGGUUCCAACAAGGCUAAAUAUGAAAAGGAUGACAAUAGAAGAGAUAGAAAUAAAAGAGACUCCAGUCAUGAAUAUGAAUCAUUGAGAAGUAAAGAUGAAUCAAGCAACAAAAGGAAUAAAGACAAGCGUGACUCAAGUAGAGAUAGAGAUAGGAACAGUAGAGAUAAGUAUAGAGAUUCAAGGCGGGAUAGACGGAAUUCAUCAAGGGAUCGAUAUGAUUCAAAAAGGGAUCGACGAGAUUCAUCAAGAGAUCGAUAUGAUUCAAAAAGGGAUAGAUCAAGAGAUCGAUAUGAUUCAAAAAGGGAUCGACGAGAUUCAUCGAGGGACAGAUAUGAAUCAAACAGGGACAGACGAGAUUCAUCAAGGGACCGAUAUGAUUCAAAAAGGGAUAGAUCAAGGGAUCGAUAUGAUUCAAAAAGGGAUAGACGAGAUUCAAGAGACAGAUAUGAUUCAAAAAGGGACAAACGAGAUUCAUCAAGGGAAAAACAUAGCUCAAGUAAGGAUAGAGACUCCUCUAAACGUAAAUCAAAAUGGGACAAUGAUUCUAAAGAUAGAAGUCUUUCAGUUGAUAAAACACAAGAAGAUCAGUCUAACGAUACUGAUGAGGAUAAAGAACCCACAGAAAGCGAGAUGAGUGUUUCUCCUGCCCCUAAUUCAGAUCUGAAAGCAGAUGGUGCUACAAAUGACAUUUCUUUGGAUGGAUCUGAUUUUGAGAAAGCAGUUCAGGAAAAGCUAGCUCAGAUUCCAGAUCAGAAGAAUACGCAGCAGAAGAAAGAGAAAACAGCCACCGGAGGUUUUGAUAUGUUCGCUGAGGUUGAUACCUUUGAUGAAAAUACAAAUAGUCCCAAUGCAUUCACUAAGUACAGAGGAGGUGCUGUGGAGAAUCCUGCCUUAACUGACAAUUGGGAUGAUUCUGACGGCUAUUACAGGGUUCGUAUUGGAGAGGUUUUGGAUAAACGCUACACUGUAUUUGGUUUUACUGGUCAAGGGGUCUUCAGUAACGUUGUACGUGUCAGAGAUCAAGCGAGAGGCAACUUGGACUGUGCCAUUAAGAUCAUCAGGAAUAAUGAAAUGAUGCAGAAGACUGGCAUGAAGGAGCUAGAAUACCUAAGGAAGCUUAAUGAUGCCGACCCUGAUGACAAGUUCCACUGUGUUAGACUCUACAGACAUUUCUACCAUAAAAACCAUCUCUGUCUCGUCUUUGAAACACUCAGUAUGAACCUCCGGGAAGUGUUAAAGAAGUAUGGUCGUAAUAUAGGACUCCAUGUAAAAGCAGUGAGGUCAUACACCCAACAACUAUUGCUGUCUCUGAAGCUGAUGAAGCGUUGUAGUAUUUUACAUGCAGAUAUAAAGCCUGAUAAUGUAUUGAUUGAUAACACAAAGCUCAUGAUGAAGAUGUGUGAUUUUGGUUCAGCAUCACAUGUUUCUGAAAAUGACAUCACGCCAUACCUUUGCAGUCGUUUCUACAGGGCUCCUGAGAUUAUCCUAGGUAUGGGAUAUGAGCACAGUGCAGAUCUGUGGUCAGUUGGAGUAACCAUUUAUGAGCUCUACACAGGCAAGAUUAUGUUCCCAGGCAAAACUAACAAUGAGAUGCUGAAAUUAAUGAUGGACGUCAAAGGCCGUUUCCCAAAUAAGAUGAUACGUAAAGGCGCCUUUCGGGAAAAUCAUUUUGACAAUAACUAUAAUUUCUUGUAUCACGAAGUGGAUAAAGUUACACAGAGGGACAAAAUUACUUUGAUGACAAACAUUGCACCAACAAAGGACCUUCUAGCGGACUUAAUCGGCAACCAGCGACUCCCUGACGAUCAACUUCGUAAAGUUCAACAGCUGCGUGAUCUCCUCGACAAAAUCCUCAUGCUGGAUCCUGCAAAACGGAUGUCUAUUAACGAUGCCCUAAAACAUCCUUUCAUACAGGAGAAAAUCUGA